This is a messenger RNA of Phycomyces blakesleeanus NRRL 1555(-), 1953 nucleotides long. RefSeq lists its product as hypothetical. Gene Ontology annotation, molecular function: metal ion binding; protein binding; ubiquitin protein ligase activity. The record is from RefSeq and is a predicted model, not a curated record. Bases 4 to 1878 code for a protein of 624 amino acids. Gene Ontology annotation, cellular component: nucleus. Gene Ontology annotation, biological process: interstrand cross-link repair; protein ubiquitination. The transcript is spliced from 8 exons. Lineage: Eukaryota; Fungi; Mucoromycota; Mucoromycetes; Mucorales; Phycomycetaceae.
GAAAUGGAAUCUAUAAAUCAACAUUCAAUACAGCCAGAAUCAUCUAACAGUACUUCCAAUGUUGACGACAAAAUUUCUUCCAGUAAAAAUACCACAUUGGAAGAAGAUGAUGAUGAAUCUAUGGCCUGCGCAAUCUGCUCAGAAAAUUGGACUGGUCAAGGUUCACAUUGUCUUGCAUCUCUUGAAUGUGGACAUUUAUUUGGACAAAGCUGUAUUUUUCAAUGGAUAGUUUCACAGAGAUUGAGACGUGGAGAUGGAAAAAGCACAUGUCCUAUCUGCAUGAACCCUUUCCGAAAGUCUUCUGUGCGAGUUAUUCGCCCAACUCGCAUCGCAGUACACGACGAGACAGAUAUCCUUGAGCUUAAACGAGAAUUACAAGCUGCUCAGCAAAAAAGCUUUGAGCUUGCCAGAGAUUUAGAAAAAUCUGUAUUAGCUAUCAAUAUGUGCAAGAGAGAAUUCACAAAAAGAAAUAUAUCUCACACAAUUCUUGACGGCAAAAUACACAAGCCCACAUGUUAUCUUAUUGUUUUUAACACAAAUAGCACCACCUAUGACACAGAUACUGUAGAAGAAACCCUGAAUUACCCUACAAACGAGACUACGCCCGUAAAACUGGAUACUACACUUGAUACAGUGCCAGAUGUCCAAAAUGUUAUACCAGCUGAACCUUUGGACAAUGAGUUAGAUACUGAGUCUGUGACAGAAUCUGAAGUUUCGGUAGUUAUAUCUGAUGAUUUGGAAAUCAUUGACUUGGACGAAUCAUCGGUCAUAGUGGUAGACGAUUAUUCAACUUUCGAAGCAGACGAGCACGAUGGACUUGGAUCACAUUUAAGCGAUGGUCUAGAAUAUAGAAGCUUGGAAGAAUAUUCAAAUAUAAUCUUAACUGGGCCUGAAGAGGUAGUAAGAUCAUACAGGCCUAUUUGUACUCUCAGGUUACCACAAGAGAUCCAGUCAGCACGAACAAUGGCACUCAUGCCCUGCGCUUCAUUGGCAGUAGUGGGAAUGAAGCAUAAUAUGCAUGGACAUGGAAUACAAAAGGUCAAUUUAGCAGACGGUUCUUUAACAGAAUUCAUUCCCAACCACACCAAUAGCAUACGUGAUAUAAAAUGUUCUUCUUAUGGGCGCGCAUUUAUCCUCUCAACUGGCCUCGAUAAAACUCUUGUGUUGAGUUCAAUAUAUGAUAAUACUGUAGUGGAAAGAUUCCAACUAGAAGCUCCUGGAUGGUCAUGUAAUUUUGACGAUUCCAGAUUCAAUAUAAUUUAUUGUGGAUUAUCGAAUGGUGUAAUCGUAGUUUAUGACAUUCUCAAUCCACAACAGCUUCUUUAUCGCCUAAGACAGGAUCAGAACAUUGGCCCUAUACAUUCAUUAUAUACUGUAUCGAUCGAGAAUCAAUACAGGAUAAUGUGUAGUAGUGUAUCAGGCUCAGUCGGAUGGUCUAUCGAUAAAGCGAAUGAACAACCCCCAGUUUGCAGACCUUUGAUAGAUACAGAUAUAAUUCGAGGAUAUCGCCCAUAUUCUUUAUUUUAUCAACCUUAUGGGGGCAUUUGUCUUCUUUCAUCACGAAACCGACAUGAAACAUAUCACAUUGUUGGUACAAUAACUAAUGAAUUAGAAAUAGAACCACAAUGGAGUUUCAUUAGUACUUUCCCACAACACAAUAUGGCGCGAACAACUAUUAUUUCAGAAGGCCACCGGUGGCCAAUAGUAGCUUUUGCAAACGAAACAAAUAAACAGAUAGUUUUGCGUAACCGCGAAGGACUAGUUCAAGUGCUGGAACCUUGGAGUCCUGUUAUGGAUAUUAAACACUGUUUAUUCCGAGGAAAUCCGCUUCUGGCUGCAUUGACACUAGACACCUUCGAAUUGUACAGUUAUUAUUAAUUAAUAGAAAAUAUUCGUGUUCGAUGUUUUAAAUCCCAAACUAAUUUAUACACAGACUAUUUUCUCGCUCUCUCU